This is a messenger RNA of Sinocyclocheilus anshuiensis, 1253 nucleotides long. RefSeq lists its product as uncharacterized. Bases 1 to 819 code for a protein of 272 amino acids. The record is from RefSeq and is a predicted model, not a curated record. The transcript is spliced from 3 exons. Lineage: Eukaryota; Metazoa; Chordata; Actinopteri; Cypriniformes; Cyprinidae.
AUGACCAUAACGUCGGGAGUGAAACCUGGGCCAAUAAACAAGAAGGUCAUCACCAGACCAAGACUCACCCGACUGGAAGGAGGAAUCAGAAGUACACUCUACAAGGGCUUGGUUGGGGACCCCCUUGACAUGUCUUUGGUGCAGAUUGAAGUCACAUUCAAAGACUUUGCAAUCACAGAGAAACCUUUAGUGGCAACUAUGGGCAUAUGUGAAGAGAAGACCCUUGUAGAGACAGCAUUUGGCUUGGCGCAGAAGGGGAGUGUACUCUCUUACCAGCAGCCUAUAAUGCCAACAAAGUCGGUCAACAUGCACCAAGAUUAUCCAUGUUACCAACCACUGCCUCUUGGUGAGUACAGGCUUGACCCUACAAAAUGCGUGCAUGUGUGCACUGAGGAGGAGCAUUUCCACCUUAAGAGCAUGAUGAUCACACUGGACAUGGCCUAUCAGAUUGAGGCUGCCACAAGAGAGCAAGCAGCAGAACAGGAGUGGCAUCAGCUACGUAGGCAUAGAAUUACCUCUUCACGUUUCAGAGAGGUGUGUUUUGUCAGGGGAGUGAGUUCUGCAGAGUCUCUUGCGGAAAGAAUCCUCAAAGGAACAAAGCAGACUGCUGAAAUGAAAAGAGGUGCAGAGAUGGAGUCUGAAGCUGCUGUUGAGUACUCCAAAAUGAAAAAUGUUAACUACAGACCCUGCGGCCUCAUCAUUCACCCUGAUGCUCCUUGGCUUGGUGCCUCACCAGAUGGCUUGAUUUACGAUCCGUCCACACAGCCCUCUUUUGGAGUGGUCGAGAUCAAGUGCCCUAACGAGCUACGUGGACUGUAAGUAUAUUCAAAUGCAGCAUGGCAUUUCAGCACUCCGUGAAAGCCACUCCUAUUUCUGGCAGAUCCAAGGUCAACUGUUGAUCACUGGCCUGCAGUGGUGCGAUUUUGUUGUCUGUGCCCAGGAAGAUAUGAUGGUGCAGCGAAUAUAUGCUGACCCGAAGGUAACAGUAGCUAUCAGAGAGAGGGUGGACCAGUUUUAUUUUAAUGUGUAUAUGCCAAAGUACCUGUCCUUCUGCAAAAGGGUGUAACGAUUGAUGCAGGAUAAUGCAAUUGAGCACAAAAUAUUUUGAAGAAUGCUGGAAACCAGAUAGUUGACUGUAGACAUUCACUUCCAUAGUAUUUUUUCCUUACAUAGAAGUCAAAGGCUACAGUCAACUGCCUGGUUACCAGUAUUCAAAAUAUUUUAUUUUGGGUCCAACAGCAGAAAUAAACUCA